Messenger RNA from Osmia bicornis bicornis, 7175 nucleotides. RefSeq names its product protein argonaute-2 (gene AGO1). The record is from RefSeq and is a predicted model, not a curated record. The transcript has 14 exons. Lineage: Eukaryota; Metazoa; Arthropoda; Insecta; Hymenoptera; Megachilidae. Gene Ontology annotation, molecular function: protein binding; RNA binding. The coding region runs from base 1230 to 4013 and encodes 927 amino acids.
UGCCGCUAAAGUAAUAGAAAGUAAUGAAUUAGGCAUUGAUAUGCUCUCAUUCAUGCAUGUAUCACAGGUGUAUUGAAUGUAAGUAAAGUAUAUAUGAUGAAUGAGCAAAUUUAAAUAGUAUUCUAUGUAUAUCGUUGUUUGUAAACAAGUACGGUGAGACGAUGCUACCUCAUUUUGUUUACUUGUUACAAUCCUGGCCGAAUGAGCAUGCGCAGUGACUGAGGAAUCGAACAAGUAGUGGGGUCUUUUUUGCGGAUGUUGUUCGCUAGUUUAGUGAAUAUUGCUAAAAGACGCCCGGUAAAUUUGUGCAAAACAUAUUUUCUUCUCUACAUAUUAACUGUGAAAGUGUAUUAGAUCAUUUUGUAGUUGAGGAUACCGUUGAUCGGAUUCGGUGUCAUCAUAAAACAAGCGCGGGGUAUCAUGAUAAUAUUAUUGUGUGAUAGCGCUAGCUAUGUGUGAGGUGGGUAGAGUGUAUGCGAAUGCACUCGCUACCCACACACCCGGGGGUACAUUCGGCAUGUUCAUGUACAAUGGCAACCUUGACACUUGGUGAUCGUUUUUGGCGGCUUCGUCCCGCUCCUACUGAAAUCGUAUCUGGUAGAAUCGCGUCGCGAGUGAAAGCGGCGGUGGCCAUUCUGCAAAAUUUCCGACAGUUUGGCAGUACCGGAUCAUUGAAAUAUUACGCGUUUUAGAAUCACAAUACGUUACGGUUCUGUUUGCUUCCGCGACUAUAACUGUUUUAUUUGUGGCAUAUUUCGUGUACAUUUGUUUUUAAACAGACUAUAUUACACAAACAGAAUGUUUACUGAAUAUAUUUUGCGCGUAUACUGAAAGCUGAAGAAACAAAUCAUUAGAGUAUGAUAUUGAUGUAAACUACAGACAUUUUUUCGGUACGGUUUCUGCGUACCACUUUUGAUGUGUGCUUUAGCUUCCUGAAAAUACGCGUUUAGAGUAAACGGCAAAAGAGACGAAUAUUGUGUAAAAUGUGUAAUUUAUAAAAUAAUUAAUUGUCGUCAUGUGUAAAAGAUUUUAUCAUGGAAGACACAUUACAUUUUCGUUCAUGGUGUUAUGUAUAAAAUGACUAUCACAUGCAUAGUUAAUGCGCAGAUACUGAAGUGAAGUUUUUUUUUUAAAUUUAAAAACUGACAAUGUUUAUGUGAUUCCAAGUAAAGUGUGAUUAUCAGUUUUGUACGUCUCGAUUCGAAUACCGGUUUUACGAAAUAGGCAAAAUGGCUCAAAUGGAACAGCUACCAAUUCAAUUGCCAGACUUAAGUAGUCUUCGCAUAACUACAGCAGUCUCUAUGCUUGGCAAAGCAUAUGGAUGUGGACAAUGUAGUGCUCCCCCACCUGGACCCACAACAAGUUCUUCUGUGGGAGCAGCUGGAUCAACUGGGAGCAGUGUCGUUGCUCCUAGCUCUUUAGGACUUGUUCCUGCACAGCAGACACACACUCCUCCUCAACCUCCUGAACUGCCAAUGUUUUCGUGUCCUCGGAGACCAAAUAUAGGACGUGAAGGCAGACCAAUUGGUUUAAGAGCUAAUCACUUUCAAAUUACAAUGCCACGUGGUUUUGUGCAUCAUUAUGAUAUUAACAUUCAACCAGAUAAAUGUCCUCGUAAAGUUAAUAGGGAAAUAAUAGAAACGAUGGUUCAUGCAUAUAGUAAAAUAUUCGGAACUCUUAAGCCUGUGUUUGAUGGCAGAAAUAAUUUAUAUACGAGGGACCCUUUGCCUAUUGGUACUGAUAAAAUAGAAUUAGAAGUAACACUGCCUGGUGAGGGUAAAGACAGAGUUUUUAGAGUGGUGAUAAAGUGGGUGGCUCAAGUUUCAUUAUUUGCUUUAGAAGAAGCUCUAGAAGGACGUACAAGACAAAUUCCAUAUGAUGCUAUACUUGCUUUAGAUGUUGUAAUGAGGCAUUUACCAUCUAUGACAUAUACUCCUGUAGGUAGAUCAUUCUUUAGUACACCAGAUGGAUAUUAUCAUCCACUAGGUGGUGGUAGAGAAGUAUGGUUUGGUUUCCAUCAAUCUGUUAGGCCAUCACAGUGGAAGAUGAUGUUAAAUAUUGAUGUCUCUGCAACUGCAUUUUACAAAGCCCAACCUGUCAUAGAAUUUAUGUGUGAAGUAUUAGACAUUCGAGACAUAAAUGAACAAAGAAAGCCUCUAACAGAUUCUCAACGAGUUAAGUUUACCAAAGAAAUUAAGGGACUCAAAAUUGAAAUUACACAUUGUGGAACUAUGAGACGGAAAUACAGAGUGUGUAACGUUACACGUAAACCUGCCCAAAUGCAGUCAUUCCCUUUACAACUAGAAAAUGGACAAACAGUUGAAUGCACUGUUGCAAAGUAUUUCUUAGAUAAAUAUAAAAUGAAGUUACGUCAUCCGCAUCUUCCGUGUCUUCAAGUUGGACAAGAGCAUAAGCACACAUAUCUACCCCUCGAGGUCUGUAAUAUCGUCGCCGGGCAACGCUGUAUUAAAAAAUUGACUGAUAUGCAGACAUCCACUAUGAUAAAAGCUACAGCUCGUUCUGCUCCAGAUCGUGAACGAGAAAUAAAUAAUUUAGUUAGAAGAGCUGAUUUUAAUAAUGAUUCGUAUGUUCAAGAAUUUGGUCUGACAAUAUCAAACAAUAUGAUGGAAGUUAGGGGUCGUGUUUUACCUCCGCCCAAGCUACAAUACGGAGGGCGUGUAAGUUCCCUCAGUGGACAGACAAAGCAGCAAGCUAUGCCUAAUCAAGGUGUAUGGGACAUGCGCGGCAAGCAAUUUUUCACAGGUGUGGAAAUUAGAGUUUGGGCAAUUGCUUGCUUCGCGCCUCAAAGAAAUGUACGCGAGGAUGCACUGCGUAUGUUUACAACACAGUUACAAAAAAUAAGCAACGAUGCUGGAAUGCCAAUUAUUGGGCAACCAUGUUUUUGUAAAUACGCUACCGGGCCGGAUCAAGUAGAGCCCAUGUUUAGAUAUUUAAAAUCAACAUUUCAAUCGUUACAACUUGUUUGCGUUGUAUUACCUGGGAAAACGCCUGUAUAUGCCGAAGUGAAAAGAGUUGGGGACACAUUACUGGGUAUAGCAACGCAAUGCGUACAAGCAAAAAAUGUUAAUAAAACAUCGCCGCAGACGUUAUCCAAUUUGUGUCUAAAAAUUAACGUAAAAUUAGGGGGUAUUAAUAGUAUUCUGGUACCAAGUAUCAGACCUAAAGUAUUCAAUGAACCUGUCAUAUUUUUGGGGGCUGAUGUAACUCAUCCUCCUGCUGGAGAUAAUAAGAAACCUAGCAUAGCUGCAGUUGUUGGUAGCAUGGAUGCUCAUCCAUCUCGAUAUGCGGCUACUGUUAGGGUUCAGCAACACAGACAAGAAAUUAUUCAAGAACUCAGUUCAAUGGUGAGAGAACUUCUUAUCAUGUUUUAUAAAAGUACCGGGGGAUAUAAGCCACACAGAAUAAUUCUUUAUCGUGAUGGUGUCUCGGAAGGCCAGUUUCUACACGUUUUGCAACACGAAUUAACUGCUAUUCGUGAGGCUUGCAUUAAACUCGAAGCUGAUUACAAACCUGGAAUAACAUUCAUCGUAGUACAGAAGAGACAUCACACCCGCUUAUUCUGUGCAGAUAAAAAGGAACAAAGUGGAAAAAGUGGAAACAUUCCAGCGGGUACAACGGUAGAUGUUUGUAUAACGCAUCCAACUGAAUUCGACUUUUAUCUGUGUAGUCAUCAAGGCAUCCAGGGCACAUCACGGCCGUCACACUAUCACGUUCUGUGGGACGAUAAUCAUUUUGAAAGUGAUGAAUUACAAUGUCUUACUUAUCAACUUUGUCACACGUAUGUGAGAUGUACGAGGUCUGUUAGUAUACCUGCACCAGCAUAUUAUGCUCAUCUUGUAGCAUUCCGAGCCAGAUAUCAUUUGGUAGAAAAGGAACAUGAUAGCGGGGAAGGAUCUCAUCAAUCAGGUUGCAGUGAAGACAGAACACCAGGUGCAAUGGCAAGAGCUAUUACAGUUCAUGCAGACACAAAGCGAGUUAUGUACUUUGCAUAAUUCUUCAAAAAAAUUUUUUUUUUACACGAGCAACUGAUACCAGAUAAUGAUAAUCAUAUCUUGAGCACGAAUAUUUCUAGACUAUUUAAAUGCUAAACAAUCUUCUUGAGUGGUCAAUUUUUUUACUUACUUUUAUAAUCAAACGAAUCUGUCCAAUACCCGAGAUAGGUCGAGCAACUUUAUAUUGAGUUUAUUUCCUCCCUUUUUUUUAUAUUUUAUUUAACAUAUUGUCGACCAGGUGUUGGAUAGGUAUUCUAAACAUUCUAGCGAGUAGGUUUUUAAAGAGGUGCUUUUAGUUAAUCAUGUUUUAGAUUAGAUUAAGGCAUACGCAGCUUGACUGAUGUGAAAUUUCGCGCCAAAAACCAUGUGAACAAACAGUUUAAGAAAAAUAUCAGCUGCCGUGCAUAUUACGCUUAUUUUGUUCUUUUCUUUUUUUUUCCUUUUUUUUUUUAAAUAGAGAUUAAAUUAUCUCUAGCAUUUGUAUGAUACAAAAAAGAAAAAAAAUUACAUUACAACAUAAAUUUACGAUUGUAUAAAUCGCUUCUUGCGAAACUGUUAUCUUGUUGUUUAUGCGUAGUUAUCAUUUAAAUCAACCAAUUUUUGUAAGAAGAAAAAUUUAGACUUACGGGUCGUGCGAUUAUAAAAAUAUUGACAUGUACUAUUGUCACGCUUAAGCAUAUUUACUAUUAUGCUCAUGAGACUAUGAUUCUCUACGAUAUCAUAUUCAUCAUACUUAUAUUUAUUGUGAGUACUAAAAAAAUUGGCCACGUCAAGUAAUAAAUUAUCGAUAGGGAGAUGCAAAUGAAUAAAAGGUUUGUAAAUGUUAAUUGUCGAGGUCUCUAAGCCAAUGGCCAAAGUAAGUUAAGAAUCUGUUAUAAUGAAAUCCAAAGUUGUGGCAAGUUGAUAAAGCAUAGUGUUAUGUAAUAUCUUUAGCGUUGUAAAAAAAAAAAACAUCGUGCCACAUUUGCUGAAUGAUAUCUUCUGUAUGACGUGUAUAUCAAUCAGUCUAAAUCUAAUGUCAUCUUUUAUGGGGGGGGGGGGGAUUAUUUGAAAUGCUUUAACUAUCGAAUAAAACUAAAUCAAGUAUCUUCCAUGUAAUUAGUCACGAUUCAAAGUAAUUAACACAUAACUGGAAGAUCAUUCUUUUAAUUGUAAAUGGAAUGAAGCAUAUGAUUGAAUGCAAUUAUCUUUGUACAGAAGUUUAGUAUUUUACAUUUAAAUAGUUUGAUAUUAACUGCAAACUCGAAAAUACAUACUCUAUUUCUUUUAGUUCCACUGACAUUAACUUGCACACGUGAAGCAGGAAUUAUAGACACCUACAUCAACAAAGUUACGAUGCAGCUUGAACUGUUAUAAUAACUUUAUUCGUAUAAGAAUUUUGAGGCUUUCACGGCUCGAUUUGUUACAGAUAAUGUAGCUUGAGAUUUUCGGGUGUACACUGUGUUCAAAAGAAAAGUACCUCCAAUGUUUUACUAGCAGUGCAACUAGCUUCAUCAAGAAUCUAAAAACGCGUUAAUACCUAUGUUCAUCAGACUGUACAGUCUUUAUAUAGUACCCACGUUCAUGUUCCAGUUCACGGCCUGCUGAUCAAUUUAAAAACAGUAAAAAGGUACUCUGAAUAAAAUUAAAACAGUAACCGGUAUCUCUGUUAGUUUUGCUCAGGGGGAUUUCAUAAUUUCUAUUGAUAAAGUUAUCUGUACUCCUGAUAAAAUGUUAGAAAUACUUUUCUUCCAGACAUGGUUCACACCUGAUAGUCUUAAACAGUAUUCACAUCAACGAAGGUAAACAAAUUACCUUUAUUUAAUGUUUAAAACAUAAAUUGUUAUCCCUUCGGGUAAAAAUGAUUAAAUUGAAUGUACAUAUGGCAUUAGAUCUGGGCUGAUGAUGAAGCCCCAUCAAUGCAAAAAAUGAUUCAAAUAAGAUUAGGGUAAGGAUAAUUCAGUAAUUGUAGUAUAGAUUAGAAGUAUAAUAAUGAAAUUAUUAGGAUAAGUUACGUUUUAUUUGUUAUGUAACGCAAAUUUUAAGGUCCUUCAACUUUUUUAAUCUUAAUGGAGUUCUUUAUUCACGAUUCGUCCGAGUGAUGGGUGUGUAUUUAAAAUGGAACAAUAAUCUUAAUCGGCACAGUAACAGUACUAAGAGCCUUUCAAGCAACUACAAUGUAGAAGCAAUAGAUAGGAUAAUGAAGUGUAUAAAUAUGUAUUGAAUGUCGUGCGCCAUAAAUUGUUUAUUGCAUAUCGUUAGAAUCAUUGAUACAUCGAUAAUGUUUUUAACGACAUCCAUCGUUCCAAGCAUAGGUUGUAAUCGUUUUAUUAUUUGAUUUAUAAAGCAGUAUUAAAAACAACUAAGGAUAAAGAUCGUUGCAUGAUUUAAAUAAAACAAAAACCAAACUUAUAAACUCUUAUGUAAUGUAUAUGUAUAUAGAACUAAUGAGUAUUUCAAUGAUGUUUCAUAAUAUAUUUCCUUUCUUUUUUUUCAAUCUAUGAAUGUGAACUUAAACACAGAUUAAUUUUAUUCAGAUGAAAAAUAUAUUUAAAUGAAUGUUGAUCAAGCUGGCAUGUAGAGUUUGUGUAAAAUUCUGUAUUAAUGAUUCUAACAUAGAACUUGCGAGUGAUAAAUGUUAAUCUUAUCUCGAAAAGUAUGAAAAGGACCUUAAUCUAUCAAUAAUAUUUAUUCUAGUUAUAAUAUUAAGUCCGUAAUGUAUAGGGUAUCGCUUACAGUUACAACAUUUAAUACCUAGUUUCUGACUUUGUGAAAGAAAGAAAGAUAAUGAUAAUUAGGUGAAAUUUGUUAAAACAUGAUUUCGACGCUGAUAAAAGGUCGAAGCGUAAUUUUGUGACGUUCGUUAAGAUAGAUUUCUGUAAUUGAAUCAAUUACAAAAAUGAUCGAGGGCAGCGGAUAAAUAAACGCAAAUUAGCGAAUGACGACGGUGUAGUUAAAGUAAGAGAGAUGAAGCUAUGAGUCUUUGAGCAAUGAGAGAGGAUACAACAAACAUAAAAAAAAAAAAGAAUUUAUUAUUCGUGUUGUUAAGGGUGUAAUGGAACCAAAAUGACGGACGUGUAAGAAGUAUAGAAGUGAAAAAAUUACGAAUCAAUAUUGAAUCGUAAUGAGGCCAUACAGAUCUAUUAGAUUUUAAGUAAAUCUAAAAAAAAAAAAAAAAAAAAA